AUUUUUCUAUUGGGAUACUCGCAGAAUGCCGAGGAAAGCCAAAAAAGCGGAGGAUCCAGAGAACCUGAAGUCGUUCUUCAAUAAUUUUCACAAGGAAAUCGGUGAGAGCAGCGAUGACAAGGUGGUGAACAAGAUCAUGAAGGCCAUUGAUGCGGAAGACGGCGACUUGACCUUAGAGGAUGACACGGAUCAGGAGGAAGAGAAGCCGGAGGAAGGCGAAGAUGAAGACGAGGAGGAGGAGUUUGAUGAGGACAAGUACUUUAUAGACGACGAGGGAAAUUGCUACAUCAAAACGACGCCCAAAAAGCAAAAAGAGCUGCAGAAGAAGCUCAAAGAGAGAGAGGCGGACAAACCCGGAAGAAACACACGGUCUGCGACCAACAAGGCCACCAACAAAGCCAUUAAUCUACGCCCUGCGAAAUCGCCACCAAAAAGCACCGCUUCCAAGACCACACCAGAACCAAAGCCUAUCAGCGUCCGUCCGGCGCGAGCAGCAGCAGCAGCUAGGCCAAAGCCAUUGGAUAUGCCUCCGCCUCCGCCUCCAGUGCCUAAACUUGCGUCCACACCACUAAUCACACCUAAAAGAGGCAGGCCCAGAAAAACAACUAUCGUACCAAAAUCAGAAAUCAUCGAUUUGGAGCGAGAGAUUGAGGGGCUAGUGGAUGACCCCAAUAUCAGUGCAGCCGGUUUGGAUGAUCUCGCAAACUAUACUGUGGACAGCGCUGCCGUUGAGGCGGACAACUCGGUGCUAAGACCCAAUGAGAAUGAGGUAUACGAGUUCGAGGACAAUGCCGCAGUGGAGUCAGCUGAAGAGACGGAUGACAAGAAGGACUUAGACUUUGUGCUGACCGGCAAGCAGUUGAAGCUAAAGUCGAAUGCGACUCCAGCCAAAAAAGCGGGAGUUAAGCAAUACUCCUGCUCGCAGUGCUCGUACACGUCCAACAAGAAGUUUCUCAUCACCCGCCACUGUCGGACUCACGACGUAGAGCCGGCCUUCAAGUGUUCUAUAUGCGAGAGAUCGUUCCGAUCGAACGUCGGUCUGGUCAAUCACACGAACACGCAUCUGGGCAAGAAGCCGCACAAAUGCAAGUUCUGCGAAAACGCCUUCACCACCAGCGGCGAGCUGAUCCGUCAUACGCGCUACAAGCACACCAAGGAGAAGCCGCACAAGUGCUCGGAGUGCAGCUACGCCAGCGUUGAGCUGACCAAGCUACGCCGUCACAUGACCUGCCACACAGGCGAGCGGCCAUUCCAGUGCCCGCACUGCACCUAUGCCUCACAGGACAUGUUCAAGCUAAAGCGUCACCUGGUGAUCCAUACAGGCGAGAAGAAAUACCAGUGCGACAUAUGCAAGUCACGGUUCACGCAGUCCAACUCCCUAAAAGCACACAAGCUCAUCCACAGCGUGGUGGACAAGCCCGUCUUUCAGUGCACCCUCUGUCCCACGACCUGUGGACGCAAGGCGGAUCUCCGCAUCCACAUCAAGCACAUGCACACCUCUGCUCAGCCUCUGACGUGCCGUCGUUGUGGCCAGGAGCUGCCCGAUCGGUACCAGUACAAGCUGCACGUGAAAUCGCACGAGGGCGAGAAAUGCUAUCGCUGCAGCCUCUGCAGCUACGCCUCGGUGACCCAGCGUCAUUUAGACUCGCACAUGCUAGUCCACCUGGACGAGAAGCCGUUCCAGUGUGAGCACUGUCCAAUGGCCUUCCGCCAGCGCCAGCUUCUGCGGCGCCACAUAAAUCUAAUGCACGACGCGUCUUACCAGCCGCCGGAGCCCCGCGCAAAGGUUCACAAGUGCCCCAGCUGUCCGAGGAGCUUUACGCACAAGGGUAAUCUUAUGCGACACAUGGAGCUGCACGACAAUUCAGUGGACAUCCGCGAAAGGCAGUUGCGACUAAAGAUGGGAAGGAAUCUUCGCAUAAAAAAGGACGGAACUAUCGUCAAGCAGUCGGAUCUCCAAAACACUGAAGAGCAUGUUGAGGAAGACAACCCGGAGAGUUAUGACCUGGCAGAAAUUGUCAACUCUGACGAGGAGGACGGUGGCGUGGAGAUCGUUCCCAGCAAUUUCAUCAAGCAGAUGGCGGCCAAGCCGAAUCCAAAGCCUAAGCCCGUUAUCAUCAACAAGCAGGCCAUGCAGUCGGACGCCGACAAGGGGCCUGUGAUCAUCAAUAAACGACUUCGGACGCAAACCGGCACGAAGACGUUCCACAUUAAGGAGGAGCCAAACAACGCAGACUUCACUCUUGAACUACAAGGCGAUGAUGGCCAGCUGAUGGUCGUGGAGCUAGUUAAUGGCGACGAGGAAGUUGUAGUCAAGCGUGAGCCGAGUGCAGCCAAUAAAAUAAGUGCCACCAACUGCUUUGGUUUUGAGGAGGAUGAUGACUACGAGGAGUUUGUUCCGGUGGAUGAGGUAGAUGACACUUCGCAGGAGUUUCUGCAGCUGAUGGAUAUGAUUGAGCAGGAUACUUAGUCUCUUGCGCAACAGAUAUAACUUAAGACUAAUAAUAAAGUAAUAUAAUUAUAUAUAAUAUAUAUAAU
Molecule: messenger RNA, 2538 nt
Organism: Drosophila serrata
Lineage: Eukaryota; Metazoa; Arthropoda; Insecta; Diptera; Drosophilidae
Gene: CTCF
Product: transcriptional repressor CTCF
Biological process (GO): regulation of gene expression
Cellular component (GO): nucleus
Source: RefSeq, a predicted model, not a curated record